Paramecium tetraurelia is the source of this 150-nucleotide messenger RNA. RefSeq lists its product as uncharacterized. Gene Ontology annotation, biological process: translation. Lineage: Eukaryota; Ciliophora; Oligohymenophorea; Peniculida; Parameciidae. Gene Ontology annotation, cellular component: ribosome. Gene Ontology annotation, molecular function: structural constituent of ribosome. The transcript has a single exon. The record is from RefSeq and is a predicted model, not a curated record.
UUUUUUAUAUAUUAAAUGUCCCACAGAAAGUUUGAGGCACCCAGACAUGGAAAUCUUGGAUUUACACCAAGAAAGAGAACAAAGCAUCACAGAGGAAGAAUCCGAGACUUCUCCCUUUAAAAGACAACAAAUCAUCUCCAGUUCACUUGA